Symbiodinium sp. CCMP2456 is the source of this 2127-nucleotide messenger RNA. The record is from the annotation of a GenBank genome assembly. Lineage: Eukaryota; Dinophyceae; Suessiales; Symbiodiniaceae.
AUGGACCAGAGCAGCACAGCGCCUCCGGCCCUGGACGCAGCAGAGCUCCGUGCCGUGUGCCAGACCUGUACAGUCAAGGAGCUCAAGAAGCUCCUGACGAAUCUGGCAGUUGAUCUCAGCGGCUAUGUGGAGAAGUCUGAGCUGGUGGAUGCCGCAGUCAGACGCCUGGACAGCGACGCGAAGGCGAAGCUUCAGCUCUUCAGCUACUGCCGGAUCUGCUGCAAUUGGCGCUUGGACGACGAUGUUUGGCCACUCACCUGUGGCCACCUCGCGUGCUUCCAGUGCUUGGGCAUGUACCUUGAGAGCCAGAUCCAGGCCAUGAAGUCUUCGUUGAAGUACAACCUUCCCUGCAUUUACGCGCCUGCUUGCUCCCACGAGAUGAGAUUCCAGGAUGCAGCGUCCAUGAGUGCCGCCCUGCGCAACCUUUGGAAGGAUCUUCAGCAGCGGGAUCGCCUCAUCCGCGAUGCCAAGUACGAGGUGCUGGAGUGUCCCCAGCCGGGCUGCGUCGGAGUGGCCUACAAGGAGCGGGGCCGGCGAACUGCCAUGUGCUUCAUGUGCGAGCAUACCUGGGAAGCCAAUGCCAACGGAACAGAUGAUGACGGCCAGAAGCCAAACUUUGAUGGAACCCGGGUCCGCAAGUGUCCAAAGUGCCAGGCUCCAAUCGAGAAGAACGGAGGUUGCAACCACAUGCACUGCACUCGUUGUGGCCGUCACUUCGAUUGGACCGCCAGCCGAUCAGCCGGAGAUCCCAAUGCAGCUCCUGCGGAAGCGCCCUUCGGAAACUUGAAUGCCAACAACCUCUUUGGAGAUGCCGCAGCUGCUUUUCAGCAGUUUUUCCCCAACAUGCACCAUGCUGGGGCCCAUGCAGCCCAUCACGCCACUCACCAGGCAGCUCAUGCCCAGGCCCAGGCGGCCCAGGCCCAGGCGGCCCAGGCGGCCCAGGCGGCCCAGGCCCAGCAGAGGGCCCGCGAGGCCUCGCAGGCCGGGACUGGAGCAGGGGCCGCAGAGCCAGGGGAUCUUUUCAACCACUUCGGCAACCUCCUGGGCGCAAAUGCGCCGGGCUUCCAACACGUCAUGGGCAAUGUCGCGCAGGCUGCCGGCGGCUUCAUGCAGCAUGCUGCGCAGAUGCGGCAGGCUCAUGAGGCCCAUGAGGCGGCUCAGCAGGCGCAUCGAAGGGCUCAGCAGGCAGCGACCGAGCAAGCUCGCAGAGUCCAUCAAGCUGCUCAUCAGGCGUCUGCCAACAAUACAGCACGUUUCGGCGCUGGGUUCGCUCCAACACAGGCAUCCAGUGGCGGUACAGGACAGCCUGAGUGUGUAUUGAGCUUGCUGGAAGAGCAAGAGAAUCAGCUACGAUGCGCUGCGCUCCAGCGGCUGAACGAGGUGGUGGAUCAGUUCUGGCAUGAGAUUGCCGAUUACUUGAACGACAUUGAGACGCUGUAUGAGGAGAAGAUCGUCGCAGUUGCCAUCGACGAGUAUGUCAAGUUGACCGGAGACAACUUUGAGCUGGAGAUGAAGAAGAAGGACCCGGUGCCCAUCGACACACGAUUGGAGGACGUCGUGAACCGGAUGUUUGCACGAUGCAUGGAGGACAAGGCCUACAAGCAUGGCCUUGGAAUGGCCUUGGAAACGCGGCGUCUCGACAAGGAGGAGCGGAAGGAGGAGGAGAAGGGGGAGGUCACCGAGUUCAUCAAGCAGAGUGACGCGAUGGCUGAAAUGCUCGAGUACGCGCAGCUCUCGGCGAUGACGCUGCUCACCUCGAAAGCCUUCCGGGAACGUGUCCUGAAGGAAGUGAAUCUAGCUGCACUGGCUCAGUGCUACUUCAUCCUCGGAGAGCCGGGAGAGGUCGCCAAAAUCUUGAAGGACUUGCUCGGACGCUCCGAGAAGGCCCUGCAGAUAUCUGUGACAGAGAGGGAGAGAGUGCGGUUGCAGGAGGGCCGCGCUCUAGCCUACCAGAUUGGCUUUGACAUCGUCCUUGACUUACAUGCCUGCAAGAAUCACUGCCGAAAAGAACAAAGAGCCACGAAGAUGGUGAUGCCGAUGAGUAUGGCGAAGACGAGCCGAGGCCACGUAGAUGGUGAUGCCGAUGAGUAUGGUGAAGACGAGGGCAACGAUUUCUCAUCACAGUAG